GGAGGGGUAGAAGACUUUAUCUUAUCGGAUCUGGCAUGUCAUCAUUUGACAUUUUUCUAAAAUAUCGUGUUUGCGAGACUUUGAUUUUUAUUAAUCAUCUAAAAAGCCUAGGUAGUGCUAUUCAGAGCCUACCUACCUAUAAGGUAUCCCUACUGUCGAAUAGAACAGAUUCUAAACAUGGCCAACUUUAGGCCCGCAUUGAUAGUAGUAGAUCUCCAAGAGGACUUCUGUCCUCCGAACGGUUCUCUUGCAGUGACCAAUGGUCGCGAUAUCGCGCCACUGGUCAAUAAACUUCUAGCCUCCCCUUUCGUGAUCAGGAUCGCGACUAAGGACUGGCACCCGCACGAUCACGUUUCGUUUGCGGCAAAUCACCAAGGCAAAGUCCCGUUUGAGGACUUGAUCACGAUCGUGAACCCAUACAACGAGGCCGAGACGUAUGAGUCGCGACUAUGGCCGGUUCACUGCGUGCAAGGCAGCCCGGGAGCAGAGUUGAUUCCCGAGCUACUCACCAGUCAGAUUGACAUGGUUCUCGAGAAGGGAGCUGACCCGCGCAUCGAGGUGUACAGCCCGUUUUAUGAUCCCUUUAAGUCUCCGCGAGUUUACGACAGUGGCAUCGUGAAGAUCCUGAGGGAGAAGCAGGUCACUGAUGUGUACGUGGUGGGGCUAGCAGCAGACUAUUGCGUCAAGAACGCGGCGGUCGAUGCGGCGAAAGAAGGCUUCAAGACCUACUUGGUGGAAGAAUGCACGAGAGCCGUUGAUCCUUCUGCGUGGUCGGAAUGCAAGAAAGAAAUUGAAAUAUCCGGGGCUAAAGUUGUUAGCAUGGACGGCCCUGAAGUAAGCCGACUGAUGACGGCGCAGUAACAGGGUGAAGCUGAAGGGCUUCUAUCUUGGUUAUCCAGCGGUGUCCGGUCGUCCGGUCGUACGGGCGUUAGACAACGAGGCCGGUGGC
Molecule: messenger RNA, 949 nt
Organism: Daldinia decipiens
Lineage: Eukaryota; Fungi; Ascomycota; Sordariomycetes; Xylariales; Hypoxylaceae
Product: pyrazinamidase/nicotinamidase
Exons: 3
Coding region: 178-861 (227 amino acids)
Source: RefSeq, a predicted model, not a curated record